Anarrhichthys ocellatus (wolf-eel) is the source of this 1157-nucleotide messenger RNA. Its product is annotated as ribonucleoside-diphosphate reductase subunit M2-like. The transcript is spliced from 9 exons. The coding region runs from base 120 to 1154 and encodes 344 amino acids. The record is from RefSeq and is a predicted model, not a curated record. Gene Ontology annotation, cellular component: cytosol. Gene Ontology annotation, molecular function: ribonucleoside-diphosphate reductase activity, thioredoxin disulfide as acceptor. Lineage: Eukaryota; Metazoa; Chordata; Actinopteri; Perciformes; Anarhichadidae. Gene Ontology annotation, biological process: deoxyribonucleotide biosynthetic process.
GAGCGGACGAGAGGAGCCGCUUCAGUCUCUCCGCUCCUCGUCUCCGUGUCGGCUGCUCUUAGUUUCUCCUCCUCCUGGUUUUAUAAAGUUUUAACUACUUAACUUAUCUUUUAUUCAACAUGUCUUUUGCUCGCAGUCCUCUUCGUGUGAAGAACGAGAAGUCCCUCAGCGGUCAGAUGGACAACAUGUCUCUGGACAAAGAGAACACGCCACCGAGUCUGAGCGCGAGCCGCAUCUUGGCUUCAAAAACCGCGCGAAAAAUCUUCAGUGACGCGUCUGAAGCCGUGAAGAAGAGCCGCCCCGAGGAAGAGGAGGAGCCUCUCCUGAAGAACAACCCUCAUCGCUUCGUCAUCUUCCCCAUCCGGUACCACGACAUCUGGCAGAUGUACAAGAAGGCCGAGGCCUCCUUCUGGACCGCGGAGGAGGUGGAUCUGUCCAAAGACCUGCAGCACUGGGAGUCUCUGAAGGACGAGGAGAGGUUCUUCAUCUCUCACGUGUUGGCCUUCUUCGCCGCCAGCGACGGCAUUGUCAAUGAGAACCUGGUGGAGCGCUUCACUCAGGAGGUCCAGGUGACGGAGGCUCGCUGCUUCUAUGGGUUCCAGAUCGCCAUGGAGAACAUCCACUCAGAGAUGUACAGCCUCCUCAUCAACACCUACAUCAAGGAGCCCACCGAGAGAGAAUACCUGUUCAACGCCAUCGAGACUCUGCCGUGUGUGAAGAAGAAGGCUGACUGGGCGAUCAACUGGAUCGGCAACAAGGACGCCAACUUCGGAGAACGUGUGGUGGCCUUCUCCGCCGUGGAGGGAAUCUUCUUCUCUGGUUCCUUCGCCGCCAUCUUCUGGCUGAAGAAGAGAGGCCUGAUGCCCGGCCUGACCUUCUCCAACGAGCUCAUCAGCAGAGACGAGGUCAGUAGUGCUGGUUUCACUGUGGGGUGCUGGUCUCACUGUGUCCUGACCGGUCAGUAUGGAUUAUUGACCACGGGGGGUUGGUUCGCCUGUCGGAUCUACCGGGUGGAGAACCCCUUUGACUUCAUGGAGAACAUCUCUCUGGAGGGAAAGACCAACUUCUUUGAGAAGCGAGUGGGCGAGUACCAGAGGAUGGGCGUGAUGUCUGGAGGCUCAGACAGCACCUUCAGGCUGGACGCAGACUUCUGAGGA